AUGGUGACAUUAAUAGAAGAGUGCAAUGCCUUAAUUCAAAAGAAAUUGCCUUCAAAACUAGAGGAUCCAAGCAGCUUCUCGAUCCCAUGCGAAAUUGGCACCACGAGCUUCGAAAGAGCUUUAUGUGAUCUUGGUGAAAGUGUUAUCUUAAUGCCUUUAUCGGUGUGCAAGAAACUAGACAUGGGUGAGUUGAAGCCGACAAAAGUUUUCUUGCAAUUAGCGGACAGAUCUAUCAAACACCCAAUAGGUAUUCUUGAAGAUAUCCUAAUCAAAGUUGGUAAGUUCUUUAUACCCACUGAUUUUGUAGUCCUAGAAAUGGAAGAAGAUAUGCAAAUUCCGAUCAUCCUUGGGAGACCUUUCUUGGCUACUACAGGGUCACUUAUUGAUAUAAAAAAUGGCAAACUUUAUUUAACUGUUAGGGAAGAAAAAGUAGAAUUUGAUUUGGCUAAUUUUUUUAAGUGUUCUUUUGUUGAGAGUUCUUGUUGUACGGUUGAUUUACUUGAACAAGCUAUCAAAAGGAAGUUACCGAAACACUUCUCCAAAGAUCCACUCCAGCUGUGUUUGGCACAAGAUAACCUAGAGGAUGAUGAAGAUGGUGAGAUUAGAGAUUAUGUGCAGCUACUAUAG
Messenger RNA from Dioscorea cayenensis subsp. rotundata (Guinea yam), 627 nucleotides. RefSeq lists its product as uncharacterized. Bases 1 to 627 code for a protein of 208 amino acids. The record is from RefSeq and is a predicted model, not a curated record. The transcript has a single exon. Lineage: Eukaryota; Viridiplantae; Streptophyta; Magnoliopsida; Dioscoreales; Dioscoreaceae.